UUCUUUAACUUUCGAAUUUUAUUUUAAAAUAGGUGCUGUCUCUUAGCCUUCUGAUAAUGACCCUGAUUCAGGUUUGCACAAAUAUUUAUUUGAUAACAUCGGAUGUCAGCGUACCGCCUUCCUCGUUUGUGGCUUCAUCUUUUAAAUUUCUUCUUUUCGCCUUCACCAUAAUACUUAUGCUUCGACACCGGAAAUGCGGAAUAGCUACUUCCUCUGCACUUACAGUUUUCUGGCUUGUAUUCUCCAUAUGUGGCAUUAUUUUACAACGAUCAACAAUAUUAAAUUAUUUUAAGCUGGAAAAAAAGCCAUCGUCAGAAAUCAUUUUCAUUGUCAACAUGAUGUAUUCUCCAUUGGUAUAUAUUCAAUUCUUUUUAGCGAAUUUUGUGGAUAAGAGAAACUUCGAUUCUCUAGAG
Parasteatoda tepidariorum (common house spider) is the source of this 413-nucleotide messenger RNA. NCBI's taxonomy places the organism in Eukaryota, Metazoa, Arthropoda, Arachnida, Araneae, Theridiidae. The record is from RefSeq and is a predicted model, not a curated record.